Messenger RNA from Acaromyces ingoldii, 3939 nucleotides. RefSeq lists its product as hypothetical. The coding region runs from base 1 to 3939 and encodes 1312 amino acids. The record is from RefSeq and is a predicted model, not a curated record. Lineage: Eukaryota; Fungi; Basidiomycota; Exobasidiomycetes; Exobasidiales; Cryptobasidiaceae. The transcript has a single exon.
AUGGCGACGGCAACGGCGCAACGGAGUCGGGGCCUGUCGGCUUCUUCUUCUACGGCCGAGGCAGGUCCCUCGUCGAGGCUAGCGCUCAACGUGCCCGCCGCGGCCGGGGCGUCGUCUCCCUCGGCCUCCUCCUCGUCGCCAUUGGCGUAUGCCUCUAUGGUCGACGACCGGCGACAGGCGCAGAGGCUUCUCUCAACCAUGGCGCUCGAAGAUGGGCCGAUGCGACUGCAACGGUCCAAGUCGCUCAAGAAGAAUGGCAACGUGACUAGCAGGAGAAGGAGGGAUGUGGCUGCCGGCGUGGCGAUAUCGGUGGAGGAGGCGCAGAGCGUCCGUAGCAGGAGGACAGAGAGCUUGAAGAGGCCCAUCAUCCUGCCGGAUCCACGACAGGCUGCUUCCAUGUCUCAAAAUCGCUCCAAUAGACUCGCGGUGGUUGACAGAAACCAUUCGCCGAUACUGGAUGGAGACGAUGACAUCUUGGUAGACAGGGACGAGCUCUGGAGCUAUGCUUCGGAUGGAUGUAGGCAGGAUAAAGUCUCAAGCGCCAAGCCGAGGUCGAGGACAAGGCAGAGAACACGACCGACUUCAGAAGAGGCAAAGUCGCGCACCGCGCUCCCGUCUUUGCCUGUAUCAGUCGAAAAACAUUGGUACGCAGAAGAUGAUGGACAGCGACGGCAGUCGUCGUAUGCGCCUGGUGGUGUGGAUGCGCAUGUUGGUGGCGAAGAGGAGCAGCACGAAGGUCGGACCCGACACCGAUCCGGGUCAUCGUCUCUCUCGAUUCCCUCGCUGCUUCGCAGGCCAUCACGGAGCUCAGUCGCCUCGGCCAUGUCGUCUCAACACCUCGCUGCCCUGGUGUCGAGACCCUCUGCCUCGGUUCCGACAGACUCAUCGCCGAGCAUCAACGCAAGAAGCGCGGCGACACUGUACAAUCUGAGCAGAGGCAGGAGCACCCACGUCAGCCCCUCGAGGCGGUGGGACAGACGAGGAGCGAGCGCGAGCGUCUUGUCGGGAACGGACAGCGCUGGCGACGAGGAAGCCGUGGUUCGAGAUGAGCCAAGUGCUAGGAUCAGGCAGCUCUCUGCCUCUGAGCAGGUCAAGAUUCGCGCGGCCAAGCUGGCAGAGUCUCGCCACAGCAGUAGUCCAACACCACAGUCGACGUCCAAGGCCAGGUGGCAACAGUCGAGGCGCACGAGUGCAGGCUCGCUGGACAUGGCUCUCUUCAGCUCCGAGGACGGCAUCUCCUCCUCGUCCGAUGACGAACUGCACCCAUCCUCUUCGUCGCGAAGAUCAAGCAUGGACAAGGAGAAGCGGCGUGGAUUGAGAGUGCUUCUGGCCCCAUCCUACGAGCGCGACGAUGGAGAGGCCACCCUGGGCGCAAGAGUAGGCUCUUGCGCCACUUCCUUGACCAGCGAAGAGGUCCUCUCCGACGAGCGAAACAGCCUCGCUUCGAGCUGCAGCAGCAGCACGACUGACUUUCUCGAGUUUGGCACCCGGAGAGGAGUCCGCCGAGACGAGAGAGAGGAUAGCGACGAAGGAAAGAGGGCGCGGCGGCAGGACAUGGCUGAUGACGAAAGCGAUGGGACCAUUGGCACGUCGGCUUUGCUGAUAAGGCGACGGUCAAGAUCUGGCAAGCGGCUGCUCCGGUCGACGCUGCGGUCGCCCACGUCGCCCAGCCGUGCGGCACCUCGCAUGUCUGCCAUCACAUCUGGCCUCACGCCUGCUUCGGAGGAGACGGUGGACCUGACGCCGACAGCUUCCGGCUUCUCGGAUGCCACCACCGUUGGCUCCUCGUCUCGGCCGCCCACGACGCUCCUCUCGCAGAGCCAAGAGAGCUCACAGUCGAUCACGUCGGUGCCUGUCGAGCAGGACGCCGAUCCGCUGCUCAGCUCCGGCUUUGGCAGCGUUGCAGACUUGAUCAAUGUCGAUGCCGUCGUGUGGACUGAUUUGUCGAGGCGAGGUUCGGCGGCAACCAACUUGCUCUCCAUUGCCGCGCAGAGGGAUGUCGAAGAGCAGGAAAAGGCGAGGCGGUCCGGGUUUGCAGUCGCCUACCAGGAGAGAUUGGCCUCGCUGUCGACGCAACUCCGGCUCUGGUCACGGCCUGCACCCGCCUCACCAUCCGAAGAGACGGUCCUAGGGACUGGAGUCGCAACGCCUCUGGCCAGCGACAACUUGUCAAGCAGUGGCAAGGCACGGGAUCCCCUCAACGAGCAGACACAGCAGGCACAUCAGGCACAGCAGGCAGAACAGGUGCGCGCCACUGUCGAGCAGGAGACCACGCCGACCAGCGAAAGCCUCUUCUCCAGUAGCUGGCGCCACCUAUCUAGGUUGCCCAAUCUGCUGCAGCUCCCAGCUCUUUCCUCCUCCUCCGCCAAGACGAUCACUCAGACUCCCUUGAGCCCCUCGAUGGAACAGGAUGCGCGGCCCUCGUCGCCCAGCAAUGCGUCAUCGAGAUCGGUCCCUUCUGCCUCCUCCUCGCCCGGUCCGUCAUCCCGAUCACUGUCCGACAAGGCAAAGGGACGCGGUGUCAUGAACCCUCUCGAAGGCGACGCAGACGUGAGCGCCUAUGUCUCUGGGCUGGGCAUGCCCAUCGACCCAGACGUCGAGUUGUCUUCGGUCGUCCAUCUCCAGACGUUCCGCAGUCGAAGCAAGAGUGUUGGUCCGCCUCCUCUGAUUUCAGCAAAGCAAUCCUUCCAGCCACGCCUCGACACUGCCUCCGAAGACGAGUCACCACCAGACCAAAGACGCCAUCGGCGGACCGCGUCGGACUGGGGACCAACGGAGAGUCUGUCGAAGUUCAGGGCGCCCCGUCGUCCCGAGAGGCAGUCGAAGCAGGGUUCCACGCCCAGACUCUCCUCUGCUGAUCAGGAGGGAGGCGCUGCCGCUCUCUCCUCGAAGCUCGCAGCGGCACGACGCCUCUCCCCUCCCAGAUGCUCCCGCCCUGCCGUCCAGGCGCCCGUGCCUGGUAACUUUUCCGCCUACAAUUCGUCUGCAUCGGGCUCCGAAGACUCGGAGAGCGAGCGGUCUUCUCUCGCUGAGAAGAGGCGGCGUCGAAGCGACGACGAAGGGGAAAACGACGAUCGGACGAGCAGAGGCCAGAGGAGCGGGACGAACAGCCGACGAAGCUCGCCUCCUUCCAGCUCAAGGCAGUGUGCCAUUGGUCUCUUUUCUUCGGGCCCAACGACGCGACGCCGGGAAAUGAGCCAAGCCAGCAUUGUUGAGGUAGUCGAGGAGCAUCAGGAUGGUGUGCAGAUGAUCAGGGUCAAGAGUCUGCCCAACCUCUGCAGCAACGGCCGGUCCGCCGUGUCAGCAUCGGCACGUGGGGCGCACAAGACCUCGAGUGUCUCGCAGCGAGGCGCGGCUUCGAGCCGCAGGGGUCAGACCGAGCUGGAGACUAGAAAGAGCGACCAAGACCAGAGUAGGAUUCUUGAGGAAGCGGAAGCUUCCAAAGAAGACGAUAGCGAAGACGUCCGAGGCCGCACGGGGGGACGAGGAAGGGUGGGCUCCGUCAAAGUCGUCAGCGCCUCUCUUGGACCAUCUAUGUCGCCAAGUGGCGAAAGUCCCGCCCCUCUCUCGAUGUCAAUGCCCUCCACUCCAUCCCCCUUUGGAGGCAAUCUGAUGGGGAGCAGUGCCAUGGUCAUGGGCUCCUCUGGCGUAGGCGCCAAUUCGGGAAUUCGCCCGAGCAUGGUCAGCAACGGCGCUCAUCUUCUCAUGCUCAGCCUCGAGCUCGAGAUGAUGCGGAGCCGCAAGAUUACCUGCAGCCUCAAACCGAGAUGGCUAAAGGCGCGGGCGAGACCAGAACGGGCGUCUGCGCCUGGUACGCCCCUCGAUGAGCUGGACAAGGAGCCGGUGGCCAGUCCACCGAUCUCUCCGCCCUCAGGUCACCUCCAGUAUCUUGCUUCGAAGCCGCGGUCGAGCAGCAAUCUCCGCUUCGAGCUGGGAUGA